This is a messenger RNA of Saccostrea cuccullata (small rock oyster), 1180 nucleotides long. Its product is annotated as solute carrier family 25 member 3-like. The coding region runs from base 75 to 1136 and encodes 353 amino acids. Gene Ontology annotation, molecular function: phosphate transmembrane transporter activity. The record is from RefSeq and is a predicted model, not a curated record. Lineage: Eukaryota; Metazoa; Mollusca; Bivalvia; Ostreida; Ostreidae. Gene Ontology annotation, cellular component: mitochondrial inner membrane. The transcript is spliced from 7 exons. Gene Ontology annotation, biological process: mitochondrial phosphate ion transmembrane transport.
AAAAGAAUCAACGAUUUCGCCGCAACUGUUAUAACCGACCCUUCGUUUCGACACGCCAUUGAAGAAAGGGCAUCAUGUUCCGUUCUUUGAUAGAAACUGCUCGGAAUAAUCCUCUAGCCAAACCAUUUUUCAACGAAGCAAACUGUCAAAGCAAAGGUAGCGAUGCUAGUGGGACAGGAAUGGCAGCAGCCGCGACAGGAGCCGAUGAAGUGAGCUGUGAAUUUGGAUCCAACAAAUAUUACGCCCUGUGCGGUUUUGGCGGUAUUCUCAGUUGCGGUAUCACACACACAGCCGUGGUACCCCUCGAUCUCGUCAAAUGCCGCAUCCAGGUCAACCCAGAGAAAUACGGUGGCAUUGUCAAUGGUUUUAGGUUAACAGUCCAGGAAGGUGGUGGACUGAAAGAAUUAACCAAAGGAUGGGCUCCUACUGCCAUUGGUUACUCAGCACAGGGACUUUGCAAGUUUGGUUUCUAUGAAGUUUUCAAGAUUGUAUAUGGAAACCUACUAGGAGAGGAAAACGCCUUCUUGUGGAGGACAUCUCUGUAUCUGGCAGCCAGUGCUUCUGCCGAGUUCUUCGCUGAUAUCGCUCUCUGUCCCAUGGAGGCGGUAAAAGUCAGAAUCCAGACACAGCCAGGCUGGUCCUCUACCCUCCGAGAGGGGUUCCCCCGAAUCCUCAAAGAGGAGGGAAUCAAUGGUUUCUACAAGGGACUGGUUCCAUUAUGGGCACGACAGAUUCCAUACACAAUGAUGAAGUUUGCUUGCUUUGAAAGAACGCUAGAAGCCCUGUAUAAAUACGUCGUACCAAAAGCACGAUCAGAUUGCUCCAAGGGCGAGCAACUCUUAGUGACAUUCUCAGCUGGUUACAUUGCUGGUGUAUUUUGUGCCAUUGUGUCUCACCCUGCUGACACAAUCGUUUCUAAACUGAACAAUGACAAAGGAAGCACCUUUGUACAGGCAGCAAAACAACUGGGACUUAGAGGAAUGUGGAAGGGACUGGGACCUAGGAUUAUAAUGAUCGGAACCUUGACGGCCCUGCAGUGGUUCAUCUACGACUCAGUCAAGGUCUACUUCCGUCUGCCCCGCCCACCACCCCCCGAGAUGCCCGAGUCUCUGAAGCGCAAGCUCAACGUUCAAUAAUGACAACCAAUUCCUAGGAUUUAAUUCAAUUUAAAAACAUUCAU